AUGACUCUAUUAAAAACAUUUUGGACACCUAUUGUCGUGUAUCCGGACGUGAAAACUGGUUGUAAAUUUGUAGCAGCAUACACAAUUGCUAUAUCAAUUUUUUUGAUGGCACUUCUUGUUCAUAUGCAAAAUGGAGGUGAAUCGACACAAAUGUAUAAUCCAUUUUUUGAAGCUAAUUUACGUGAACUUAACUAUUAUGUGGUGUACACUUUAAUAUUUUUCGCCUAUAUGGUGGGUUCAUCUCUAUUGUUGCUGAAAGGUUUGGAUAACAAUCUCCGAGGAUUCCUAUUACCAUGGUUAAUUGGUAUGGGAUUUGUUGUAAUUUUUUUGCUGGUUUGGUCCAUUUGGCUGCUAUAUGGAUACUAUAUUUAUAUUCACAUAGUAUGCGCUGCUGUGAUUUAUUGGAUCGUGGCUGCUAUGCAAUUUUAUUGCUGGUUAUGUGUUUACACCCAAUACAGAGUGAUCAACGAAAUGCAAUCUCCAAAUAUCGAGCUUCUUAUAUUUUAA
Macrosiphum euphorbiae (potato aphid) is the source of this 507-nucleotide messenger RNA. NCBI's taxonomy places the organism in Eukaryota, Metazoa, Arthropoda, Insecta, Hemiptera, Aphididae. The record is from the annotation of a GenBank genome assembly.